UCCGCAUCUUCUCGCAUGUCUUCUUCGGCUAGCGGUUUAAAGCAACGACCGUCCGGUAGUAGCUCGGGUAGACGUUCACGGUCACCUGCUACAAGGAGUAGCCCGUCUAAUUGUCUCUAUCCUCGCCUUGAUGCCAACAACGAGUUGUAUCGUGGUGCGGACCAAGAAGAAAGUGAUGAGCAACUGUGCACAGAUGAUUCAUCAUUUUCCAACGAAGAAUAUCGGAAGCGGAUGGGGCGUCUGUUGAAAGAAAAAUAUCCUUUUGAAAAAUCAAAUACGAGAAAUGUUUUAAGACUUCUCGGUGAGAAAUGGAUUGAUAAGGAACCCAUGGAACCUUAUACUUUGCUGAUUGCGGGUUCUAAAGCGAAAGAGUUUGCAGAUGAUAUAAUUGCGGUGUUCACAGAAGUUCGCCAGAGAGGUGAAGUCGACACGAUUGCUUGCAACGAAAAGAAGGAACGUUAUCAGCUUGAUAUCGAAAUUAAUACCUCUUUAUCUAAGCGUAGUAAUACCGUUAUCCUGAAUGAUAUUGAUAGACUUCGGGGUGAUGCGCCUUUAAGUCUCCAUACUCUGUGUGAUCCUGACCACUCAUCCCACCCUACCGCGCUAGUUAUUCUAACAGUUACAAGGCAAGAUAUGGAACCAUACCCAUUGUGUGAGCAAAGACUAUCAAACCUAUUUUUGGAGGAGUGGCAGACUGGAUUUAUGGAUGAGGAUAAGAUCUCUCCAAUUUUGUCUCGUAUCACUUCAUAUAUUAUAUGCUUGGAGGGUUAG
Enterobius vermicularis (human pinworm) is the source of this 771-nucleotide messenger RNA. The record is from the annotation of a GenBank genome assembly. Lineage: Eukaryota; Metazoa; Nematoda; Chromadorea; Rhabditida; Oxyuridae.